GAAGACUAGCAGAACAGACAUGCUAAAACACCGAAUAUAACACGUUGUUUAGACUCAUAAGGUCAGGUAAAAUAAAUGUUACAAAUGAUGAGUGAAGCCUCGAUAAAGAAGAGACCCAUCUCAGCUUGCUCGAUUGUGACUGAAUUGAGUGGAUCUGGUAUAUUAAACCCAACACCUGUUGACUCUGAGGAAUCUGAACCUAUGACAGUUGAACUGUGUCUUUCUCAAGAGAUGUUGAAAAUCCUCUCUGGUUCUGACAAUCUACGGGAAGUGACCUCACUGGAAAUAUGUGUUGACACGCGACAAGACACUCUGGGCAACUUUGGUGUCUACUUGCCUAAGCUUGUGCAGCUGAAAAUGAACAACAGUUUGAUCUUUUCUCUUCGGGACCUCGGAACCAGUCUUUCCCACCUGCAGGUCUUAUGGCUGGCUCGUUGCGGUCUGACCGACCUGGAGGGAAUUGCUUCUUUUGUGUCCUUAAAGGAACUGUAUGUACCGUACAACAACAUAUCAGAUCUGAGCCCACUUGGCAUUCUGGAACAUCUAGAGCUGCUGGAUCUGGAGGGGAACAAUGUAGAUGAUCUGUCCCAAGUGUGGUAUUUGGGCCAUUUUGCAAAGCUCAGAACCCUUUCCCUAGAGGGAAACCCAGUGUGCACCACCUGCAGUCCAGGGGCAUCAGAGGAAGACUACAGCUACAGGUCUGCAGUCUGUGAGUUUAUUCCUCAGCUAAGAUAUCUGGAUGAUAUACCUGCUGAUAAAGACAAACCUCAAAUCUGUAGAACUCCCCUGGAGGACUGGACUCUUCUCAAAAAAUCAAUUAAAAACUGCUCUAUUAAUGACAGCCUGGAACAGACAUAUACAGGGGAGAGAUCUAUCAGUGUAUGCGGCAUCAGACCCAGUUCUGCCCAGCUCCUGAGUCCGAGAUCAUCCUCCAGCAGUCUUUCAAGUCACUCUUGCAGUCCCAGACCUCUCACUUCCUGCACUGUUUUAAGACCAGGCUUGACUGACUCCAAACUAGCCAUCCUGGAACACGAAGCCAGUGAUCUAACAAAUGGUGUCGGCAGUUUUCUCUGUGGGAAUCCUCUACAGGCUGCUCGCGCACGAAGACAGAAAUUAAAGCUCCAAAACUCCCGUUCUCAAACCCGACCUAGCACAAGACUUGGUAGUUAUAUUCCUGAACACAUGUAUGACCACGAAGAGUCGAGCAGUCAAGAUCGCAGUGUGGUUUUUGCUGAGCUCAGAAGCUGGAGAAUAGAGCAUGAUAAACGUCUCUUGUCUAUUGAGAAGGACUGGCAGCCACAGGUAAUGAAAAUCCUCCACAGUGAUGAUGAUGAUGAUGAAGGCAGCUACAAUCAUUGUUUUGGUAGUGAUGACAACACUAGAGGGGAGGAAGAGGAACGUGAAAGGACUAACAGAGAUACCUCUCCCAAUUUGUUCUUUCAAUCUACCUCACCAGAUCAGUACAAUCAGAGGUCGGAGUCUCCAGAGAUAUUCAGACUUUCCUCUUCAUCAGACAGCACUAUGUCUCCCUCACCCCCUCCGAAUGCAGUAGAGCACUCUUGUGGUCGGAGGGUAGCACCAAUCCGUGCAAGGAGACUCAGACCUCAUAAUAACACUGAAAUCUAUAUGCCAAUCCCGUCAGAGGAAACCCAUGUGACUGAUUCACGACCCAUACAGACAAACUUGGGACCCCAGAGUACCAUGAUUGUAAAAUCUCAGCUUGUGUCUCCUCAAAUCCUGCACAAACCACAAAGACCAUCCACUAGUUCUGUGGUCACCCCUCAUAGAGCUCAAUGGUCAGAGGCUACUGUGAAUCGUCGACAAUCAGACAACCAACAUAAUCCAAACAUACUUUCUAACAGAUCUACAAAACUUUUACCCACACGUCCACAAACUGCCAGAGCUGCAAUGCAGAGGCUGCCAGACCGAGCUCGAAGAAAUGCCCAUGUGGAAUGAUGGAUUGUGGGUCUGACUAGGUCAUUUAUAUCAUCACUGCUGCAAUUUGAGAGGGUUUCAGGAGUCGUUAGAUUUCAUGUGAAGUUAAGGAGUCUUUGUCGAAAAGUAAUUUCGUGUGAAUCCAAUGUCCAUAUGGAUAUAUUGAAAUGUUGGAAUUAUCUAGGUCCCUCUUUUAUUUUUGGAUGCUGCAUAAUACAUUUGGUCUUUUUUAUAAAGUCAGUUUUUUUCUACAGAAUCUUUGUACUUUAAAGAUAAUUUUAAGCCAACAAAAAUGCAGUUAAUGUUAUGAGAAGACAACUAACAGUCAAGCCAAUCACCUUUUAGAUUUUAGUUCACUUAAUUAAUCCUGGGGUUUGACUAAGUACAAUUAUUUCAUGUUGUCUCAAUUAAAGGAAAGUUCUGGUUGAAUACAUGAUUACCACUAAAAAUUAUUUAGGGUUGUCCAGGGUCCAGUCCAUAAAUGUAAAAAAAAAAACACAAAACGUGUAGCCCCAAGACUUAAACAUUUAACUUGUUAACUUUAUUUUAGUGUGAUAAAAUUGAAGAUUUAUACCGACGUUACGGUGCCAUGACAACGAAGUUGUAAUACUGGAUAUACAUUUACAAAGAUAUGGUUAGUAUGCGCAUUUAUUACACUAAAACGCUCUUUUCACCACUUUGAAACGGUCACGCUACAUUUAUCACUUUAUCAUUUACGUUGAUGGGUCGCUAGAGGGCGCCACUUCCGUUUUGAUAUACCGUAUGCUUGUUUUUCCCCCUCAUAUUUAUUUUAAAGACACACACACACACACACACACUCCAUGUUUAAUUGACAUAUUUAUCAUGUUAGAAGGACUUUGUCAUAUUAUAUGAUCUUCUGCACUUGAUAUGUGGACAUAAAAAUUUAGAAAUAUUGCAUAGCUAUGCAUUAGCCCAUGAGGUGAUAUUGAUGUAAAAUGACUCCUAUGCUCUCCAUAUGUUGAUGAUGUAUUAUGGCAAAGCAUCCCCCUGUCAUGUUUUUAACAUGUGUCGACUUGCAUGUACAAUGUGUGCAGACGCAGGUGCUAGACUGUUAUUCCACCACAUGUCUCUGAAGUAUGCACAGAUGACAACUCAGUGUGCUUUCACACUGGCAGUUUAGUUCGAAACAGAGCAUGGUUCGCAUGAAAAAUUGGUAAUGUGAAAGCUGUUAUGCGGACCGGGGAGCGCACCGUGGUACAAUCGCACUCUGAAUCGGACUGCAGCAAACGUGCCCAGUGUGAAAGCCCCCUCAGAUAUCGGCAUCUUGUGCUGCAAAACACCACAAAAGUAAUCCAUACGACUCCAGUGGCCUAGUUAAUGGCUUCUGAAAUGAACUGCUAGGUGUGUGUAAUAAAUAAAUAAAUAUUUAAAACUUUUUGUACUUAAAAAUGUUUGCUUCCAGCCAGCAAUAUGUUUGUACGCUGAUGAACUGUAACUUUAUUUAACCAAUCAGGUUGUAAACUGGUCAACGAAAACCUCAUUUGAUUGGUUAAAUGAAGCAGGUUGACCCAACUUACUCUUCGCGCUACAAAACUCUUGUGAGAAAGUCGUGCCAAAAGAGCGCCAACAAAAGAGAAGAUGGAACAAUGUGCAAGGGAGUAGAUUUGGCUUUGGCUAGAUUUGGGAAGGGGCGUACUUGCUUGUUUUGAUUAUUGGGGUUACCUCUCCCCCAUCCCCCCUGGAAUC
Messenger RNA from Xyrauchen texanus (razorback sucker), 3642 nucleotides. Its product is annotated as leucine-rich repeat-containing protein 56-like. The transcript is spliced from 13 exons. Bases 76 to 1956 code for a protein of 626 amino acids. Gene Ontology annotation, molecular function: protein binding. The record is from RefSeq and is a predicted model, not a curated record. Lineage: Eukaryota; Metazoa; Chordata; Actinopteri; Cypriniformes; Catostomidae.